CAAGGAUUUUUCCGUUUGUUUGACUACAGCAUUAGUGUUAUCCCAUGUCAAGUCAAUUUGUGAGUUGGACUUUAAAAAAUUAGAUUCGCCUACAUUGUACAUAUUAGUGUUAUUUUCUAAGUCAUAAGUCUUAACAGAACGGUACUGGAGAUUUUUGAGUCGGUGUUUCAAAUGGCAUACAAUGGCCCUCAAAUUGUUAUAUGUACUGUGAUUGUUGUAUCGUUUGGUUUGCUGUAUGGGAUAACCUCUCUUCUACAGUCUUCCUCUCCUUCUGUCCAUGAUGAAGGGUCAUUCCAGAGUACGUGGAUGUACCGGCUCUUAAUCAAUCUGAUCGGUUAUUCAACAAUACUUUUGCCAGGGUACUUUAUUUUUAAAUACGUACGAGUCACCAAGUACCUCGAGAGGUCUGGUGCUGGAUGCCUUUCAAAUAUAAUCGAUUGCUGUAUUAAUGGCAGAGAGCCUGGUUUAGUAGAAGCUUCCAAUGAUUCUCCAGUGCGAACGCUCAAACAGGACACCUUGCUCUUGCUAUUCUGUUUUGUCGGCCUUCAGGGCACUUACCUCACUUGGGGUAUUCUUCAGGAAAAAGUUAUGACACAGGAGUACACAAAUAGCGCUGGUGAUGUCGGACAUUUUAAGGACUCACAGUUCCUAGUGUUUGUGAAUCGCAUAUUGGCCUUUACACUUUCCGGGAGUUACUUACUUCUCAGGAAACAGCCAAAACACACAAUGCCCCUUUACAAGUAUGCCUACUGCUCAUUCUCAAACAUCAUGAGCUCUUGGUGCCAGUAUGAGGCUCUCAAAUAUGUCAGCUUCCCAUCUCAAGUAUUAGCCAAAGCAAGUAAAUUGAUUCCAGUUAUGAUAAUGGGGAAAAUAGUAUCAAAGCAGAAAUAUGAGUAUUACGAGUAUGUAACUGCUGUUUUAAUAUCGAUCGGGAUGACAUUUUUCAUGUUAUCGUCAGCACCAAAAAAAGAUGAGACUGUGACUACAAUGUCAGGAAUAAUUCUUCUUGGGGCGUACAUGACGUUUGACAGUUUCACGUCCAAUUGGCAGGGCGCAUUGUUCACUCAGUACAAAGUCAGCCCGGUGCAGAUGAUGUGCUGCGUCAAUUUGUUUUCAUGCCUCUUCACCUCUGUCUCUCUCUUUCAACAGGGUGCCUUUUCCACAUCGCUUCAGUUCAUGGCAACGUUUCCUAAGUUUACCAUCGAUUGCCUUCUGAUAUCAAUAAGUUCAGGAGCUGGACAACUUUUCGUGUUUUUCACCAUUUAUUCAUACGGACCAGUUAUUUUUGUCAUCAUAAUGACUAUAAGACAGGGUUUGGCAAUCCUUCUGUCAUGUCUGAUAUACAACCAUACACUUCCACCUCUGGGAAUUUUUGGCAUCAUGUUAGUCUUUGGUGCUAUAUUCCUGAGGAUUUACUGCAACCAAAGGCUGAAAGCGAUAAGAUUGAGGUUGCAUAGUGUUUCUUCUUCUAAGGUGUGAACAAAGACCUUAGACGAGCUUUAAAUUACAUUCCAUAAGUACAAAUAUUUCUUUAGUUUUCUUCAUUUUAUGGAACAAAGGCAGA
Cimex lectularius (bed bug) is the source of this 1564-nucleotide messenger RNA. RefSeq names its product adenosine 3'-phospho 5'-phosphosulfate transporter 1 (gene sll). Gene Ontology annotation, biological process: transmembrane transport. Gene Ontology annotation, molecular function: 3'-phosphoadenosine 5'-phosphosulfate transmembrane transporter activity. The record is from RefSeq and is a predicted model, not a curated record. Gene Ontology annotation, cellular component: Golgi membrane; endoplasmic reticulum membrane. The transcript is spliced from 8 exons. NCBI's taxonomy places the organism in Eukaryota, Metazoa, Arthropoda, Insecta, Hemiptera, Cimicidae. Bases 172 to 1479 code for a protein of 435 amino acids.